Messenger RNA from Anisakis simplex (herring worm), 705 nucleotides. Lineage: Eukaryota; Metazoa; Nematoda; Chromadorea; Rhabditida; Anisakidae. The record is from the annotation of a GenBank genome assembly.
AUGCCAAUAGUAACGAAACCGAUGAUCAGUGAUCAAGAAUUGAUCAUCAGAGGAUUGCAGAUCGGAUCGUUUGUGUUCAUUGCGUGUAAUUUCAUCGCAAGUAUAUUCGGUGCAUUAGCCGUGGACCGAUUUGGACGACGACCGUUACUGCUAUCAUUCGCUUUGUGCAAUACACUAUCGUUGUGUGCGUAUUGUGUUUUCGAUCGAAUCGCGUUCUAUGUUGACGAGCAAUUCAAGUACGGAUGUAUUGCGUCGUUGAUCGCUUAUGGCAUCACUUUCGGUGGAGGACUAGGACCGAUUGCAUUUUUCAUCACCACAGAGUUGGUACCACAACAGUUUCGAUCAGCUGUUCAGUCGAUGGUUUUCACAACGAAUACAGCCGUCAAUUUCGUUUUCAGCUUGGUCACAUUGCCAUUGUAUGACGCGAUCGAUAUUUGGAGUCUUAUUCCACUCUUUAUUGGGCCAUCGUUUGUCGCCUGGAUAUAUCUACUGUUCAAGUUACCCGAAACGAGAGGCCGUGAAAUUCACGAGAUUGUUCGUGAACUCGUUGGCACUAAGCAUGAAGCCGAUUUCGAUAGCAAUACCAAAUCAUCCUCACCGUCCAAUUCUAUCAAAGACCAGAGUGUCUCUUUUGGUAAUAAUACGGAGUCAAGUGACUGCACCAAACAAUCGCAAGUGAACACUUCAGUGGAUUCGACUUCUUAA